UCGAACGUGAAGAGAAAACAAGAGGGGACGAUCCUGACUCGCCUUGCUGCCUUUCGAAGAAUACUCGACGUUUCGUUGCUACGCGAUAUCGUAUAUUCGUAUACGUCGAGACUUUUCGAGCGGGAAAAAUCGAACUUUUCGAUUGGGAUGGCGGACUUCGAUGCGAUUUACGAGGAGGAAGAGGAGAACGAACAAAAUUUGGAAGAGCAUUACGUGACGACGGUGCCUGAUCCUAUAAUCAUUCGUGGCGCUGGAAAUAUGACGGUGUUUGGGCUAAGCAAUCGUUUCGAGUCCGAGUUUCCCAGUGGCCUGGUAUCGAGAGUAGCGCCCGAGGAAUUCAAGGCCACCGUAAUGAGAAUAAAUAGCGUGUUGAAAAAGACUUUACCAGUUAACGUCAAGUGGUUGUUCUGCGGUUGUGUAUGCUGCUGCUGUACCUUGGGAUGUUCCUUGUGGCCGGUUAUUUGUCUUAGCAAAAGGACGCAACAUUUGCUCAAUAAAUUGUUGGAAUGGGAGAACGGUAGACUGUAUCAUAAACUCGGAUUACAUUGGCGAUUGACCAAACAAAGAUGCGAUAGCUCCUCUAUGAUGGAAUACGUACUUUUAAUCGAAUUUAUUCCAAAAAUACCAAUCUAUAGACCGGAUUAAAGAUUCGUACAAGUUUCUGUUAUACGACCUGUACGAUCGACGAGGAGUAGGAUAUAGGACGGGCACUCGAGUAGCCAGGUUCGUUGUAUACGCAAUUGGUAUAGAGCGGAGAAAGGCAGUAGGUAUCGCCGUAAUGCCAUAGAUGUUCGAUGGAAUGCAUAUUUUUGUAAAUAUUAUGCGUAGGAAUACACGGUACAAUAAUAAAAUAGGUAUACGGACAACAGCAGUUAGUUCUCGAUUCACGUUGCGUUAUCGAUGAUGCGACGUAGAUGCCCAUCGGUCGAACGUAUUCCAACUCGUCGAUGCGACUCGACGAUUUCUGUCGUAAAUCGGGCUCCGUCUGCGUGCGUUAUUACCAUUGACUUGAGAUAUAUCUUAGUACGAUCGAAAUACGAGCCAUUUACACUCCCAUCUUUCGUAACAAAAUGAAAGAAUUUUCUUGUUGAUAUCCGUCGUCGUUGAAAAGUCGAGAAGAGAUAGGAAGGUAUCUUUUUUUUAUUUAUGGAAAAAUAUGCUCGCGACACUCUUAUCUUUGGAACGAGCGCUAUCGCGGUAUAGCGUCCAAGCGCUGUUAUUUCGAAUUUCCAAUCUACUUUUACCUACCAAUAUAUCUAGUAGUACGAUCUAUAUUGGCUAAUUAGUAUUUCAAUUCUCAGGUAAGAAAUUAAUCUCGAUCGGUACAACGAACGUAUUAAAUUUUAGGAUAUCAUGUAAAAAGUGAAAAUGACUCUAUAGAUGGUUUUCUAUAAUUGCAAAAUGUAUCGGAUUACGCGUUGGGCGUAAAUUGUAUAUAUAACUGUGUAUACGUAUAGAUUUAUUUUACGUAUGGGUUAAUUUCUUACCGCGGUGAUAUUAGAAAUUACUUAAGCUAUCAGUGUACAGCUUACAAAAAUUAAUUUCAAAUACAAUUUUAACCAACCAUUACGAAACGAAUUCUCUUGUUGUAUAGAAAAUUAAUAUGCUUAUGCGCUUAACUUGGUAUCGCUUACCAUCGGUGGAAAAUGUUUGUUAACAACACGACCAUUUUUACGAUAAGAACAGUCGUUUGUGAUCGACGUUGGCACGAAGCUGGAAGAAUAAAUAUCGAUCGUCAUUUCUUCGUAUUGCUGUUUCUCAUGAUCGUAUAUUUUGCGGGCGAUGUCGUCGUCGGGAACAAUACCGAUAGACCUUUUUUCUCUGGAUAGCGAUGUGCCCCAGUGUCUCUCUCUCUCUCUCUCUCUCUCAGGUUUUAUUUCUUUUUUCCUUCUUCUUGUUGUUUUGUCCAGUUUUGUUUUUGUUUCUUUCAUCGAGCGACGACUCGUCGUUGGUUUGCGACUGUUACGCGUUUCGACUUGUUAAGGACGAUUCGAUAAAAAAUUAUGCUAUAGAGAUACAAUGGUAGAAUACAAAGUGAAACUUGUAAUCCAUACAGCAUACGUAGACGAUACCUUUGUUGCUAAUUCAGUGGCUGUGAAUGAAAAGAAAAGAAGAAUAUUUUUCCAAUUGUAAUGUACAUUUUAAAUAUACGCAUUUACCAACAAUUUCAUCACACUUGUACGAAACGAACAAUGCUCUAUUUGUCAAAUGCUAGUCACAAUUUUCUGCAUUGGAUCUAUUUUUUUGAAAUUUGUAUUUAAUAUCGUGAUACAAUAAAGGUUCGAUAAAGAGUCCGAUAUUUGGCGAGUCUUAUGGAUAGAUCGUUGUCAUCUUCGUCGGUGCAUACGCGAGGUAUCCUAUAUGCUGCUUGAUCGAAAACGGCGUACUCUUCCGCUCCUCUGAUAAUCCUAUCCUCCUCCGAUAUAUCCAUCCGUCUCCUCGCGGUGAAACUUUUCUUCUGAUACAACUAUACGCGUGUGCGAUACACCCGUCUCUGCGUCGCGACCAUAUAUAUCGUACACGCUGGUAUCUGCAUUGAAAUGAUAUUUACCAAGAAUAAUUCGAUGUUAUGAUAAUUGACGACAGGUGCCUUUGCAGCUUCUAAUAACAGGAGAUCAUCGCCGUUCGUUAUAGUGAUAAAGUGUCCGAUGGAGAAUGUGUGAUCGAUCGAUCGAUCCUGCACGUACGAAACCUGAUAUUUUUUGUUCGUUCUUUUCGAGCAUUGUAACAAUCUUUGCAUUUAAAAUGUUUCAUUAUUAUUUCUUCACUCGACCUGAAAGUGUGAAUUAGCCGUUAUUAAUAAAAGUUCGUUGUAAAUA
Vespula pensylvanica (western yellowjacket) is the source of this 2819-nucleotide messenger RNA. Its product is annotated as cysteine-rich hydrophobic domain-containing protein 2. The coding region runs from base 148 to 645 and encodes 165 amino acids. The record is from RefSeq and is a predicted model, not a curated record. The transcript has 4 exons. Lineage: Eukaryota; Metazoa; Arthropoda; Insecta; Hymenoptera; Vespidae.